Molecule: messenger RNA, 1164 nt
Organism: Diplodia corticola
Lineage: Eukaryota; Fungi; Ascomycota; Dothideomycetes; Botryosphaeriales; Botryosphaeriaceae
Exons: 6
Coding region: 1-1164 (387 amino acids)
Source: RefSeq, a predicted model, not a curated record
AUGUCCGCCCUUGCGGCUGAAUCCUGGACCUGGUUCGCCUUGUGUCUCUUCAUAGUCGGCUGCCGGCUGGUGUCGCGCAUUCUCCUCCUGGGCUCGCCCCGCCAGCUCCAAGCAGACGAUGGCUUGAUACUGGUUGCCAUGGGCACCUACACGGCGCUGAUUGUCUGCAUCAACACCGUCGCCAGAAGCAGCAGCAACCUCAUCAACCCCGCCGACGGGCCCAUACAGUUCACCCCGGACGUAGUGGAGCAGCGGUCCUUUGGCAGCAAGAUGGUCGUCGUGUCCGAGCAGAUGCAGCUCAUCACCAUCUGGCUGAUCAAAGGCUGCUUGCUGAUCAUGUACGGCCGCCUGACGACGAGCACCAAGCAGAGCCUGGCCGUCAAGCUCGUUGCUGCCUACGUCGUCAUUGGCUUCAUAGUCAUGGAGAUCCUUUACCUUGGAGUGUGGUGCCGGCCGUUCGACCAGUACUGGGCCGUUCCGACAUCCAACGUCCAGUGCUCCGCAGCGACCAACCACCUGAUAAUCAACGCCAUCCUCAACAUCUCGUCGGACAUCUUCAUCAUGGCCAUCCCGAUGCCCAUCUUCCUAGCAGCCCGGCUCCCGCUCAAGAGGAAAAUCAUCCUCUGCGGUGUCUUUGGCCUGGGUACCUUCAGUAUCCUGUCGGCCAUCUUGAACAAGUUCUACAGCUUCACUGAGCCGUUCGGCUCUGCAUGGGUGUUUUGGUAUGUCCGUGAAUCCUCGACUGCAAUCCUGACGGCGAACAUCCCCUUCACCUGGACACUUCUCCAGCGCACCUUCAACAUCGGCUCCUUCGCCGGCUCUUCCCGUGGACGGUCCCGCACCACAUACCACCAGUUCAAUCAUUCCCACAGCACCAAAAACGCCACCAUGUCCCGCAAGGCGACCCGCCCGGACGACCUGGAGAGGAACGAGAGCCAGGAACAGAUUGUGCCGCUGGAAAUCUGGCAGAACGUGCAGCUCAGCGUGCAGACCAGCGCCGCCGUCGACGACAAGAAACCCACCGCAACAGUCACCGAGACCGGAGCCGAGUCCAUCAGCGAUGCCAAAAGCGACACGAGCAAGGGAAGCAACAGUGACGAUCUCGGCGUUCCCAACCCAGGCGCAGCCCGGGUGACGACCACGUGUGUCCACGGGCCUGAAUGA